Cygnus olor (mute swan) is the source of this 5699-nucleotide messenger RNA. RefSeq names its product polycystin 2 like 2, transient receptor potential cation channel (gene PKD2L2). Gene Ontology annotation, molecular function: calcium ion binding; calcium channel activity. The record is from RefSeq and is a predicted model, not a curated record. Gene Ontology annotation, biological process: kidney development; detection of mechanical stimulus. Gene Ontology annotation, cellular component: membrane. The coding region runs from base 489 to 2507 and encodes 672 amino acids. The transcript has 12 exons. NCBI's taxonomy places the organism in Eukaryota, Metazoa, Chordata, Aves, Anseriformes, Anatidae.
GCCCAAUUCUUACCCUGCUGGCUCUGGAGGGAUUCCUCCUGUUCCUUCCCCCUUCCUUGUCUUCUGCCUCCUUAGAGCUACUGCAGCUCUUAGCCCUGAAACACGGCAGUGAGGCAUCACCAAGAUUUUUCCUUCUUGCACGCUUGAUGCAGAAGCUGCACUAUAUAAUACAGCACUAAGGCUGCCACAACUUCCCUUCUUCUAAUAAAGGAGCGACUGGGCCUUACACCUCUGACUCUCAACAAGAUCUUGAUUUGACUAACACAAUUUCUAUGCUGUUAUUCACAGCCAUCUUGCUCAAAAUACCCCCAAAGCCAUCCCAAAACCCGAUUUUGCCAAAUUCCAGCAACCUAAUCUGAAGGUUUUUCAGCCCUGAUCUCUAAAGGCAGAUGCGUGAAGACAAAUCCAGCUUGAACUCGGUCUGUUGGGGCGCACAGUACCCCUGCUGCUAGCCAGCUCCCCUCAGAGCACCAUAAGGAGUGGACAAAAUGAGGUCUCAGCUUCACACCACACGGCUGUGCUGGUUGAUAACCCCAUAUACCUCAGCUGCCCGGCUCCCACCACCACCCUGCUACUCCACCUGGGCUGCUAAAGCAGCAAUAGCUGCUGUAACCUGCAAUAACUUUGCAGCUCUGAGCUCAGCCAACGCCGAUUUCCACCCGUGGGCUUCUCCCGAAGGCGAAAACGCCUCAGUGCUAAGGGAAGGGCACGGUGCCAGAGCCGGACACCAGCACCCCCAGCCCGCAACCAUCGCUCAGCGCCCGUCGCCAUGGCCGCAGCCCGCGUUCCUGCCGCUCCGGAGGGGCAGAAGGGAAAAUCCGGGGGGCGGCCGGGCGCUCAGCCCGCAGGCAGCCCCGCCGCCGGGACAAGCGGGGCUCUGCGGGAGCCGGUCCCGGAGCGGGAGACGCCGCCCGUUGCGAUUCAAACGAGGGGAGCGAGCGCCGGGAGCGGCCCCGGUCCGGCCCGGCCGCCAUGGCGGCGGCGGCGGCGGAGCAGAGGCUGAGCGGCGGCGGUGUCACAAAACCUCGGAUAAGCUGCAGCGGAGAACUGGAGCUGAAAACGACCCUGCGGGAGCUGGUUGUCUACCUCAUUUUCCUUAUCACUCUCUGUCUAGAUGGAAAUAUACUUCUGCCCCUUCUUUAUCCCCAUGGUACUGGGGAGCUGCGGGCUUUUACAGUAGCGGAGGAUUUAUGUUCACCUUACCGAAAUCAAAAGAGGAGAGCAGAGAGAAGUUGGAGUUUCUCAGGCAGAAUGGUUGGCUCACUAGAGGAACCAGGGUUGUAUUUAUUGACUUCUCAACAUAUAACGCUAACGUAAACCUUUUCUGUAUAAUCAGGUUGGUGGUAGAGUUCCCUGCCACCGGGGGUGCUCUCACCUCCUCACGUAUCUACUCUGUGAAGCUCCUCAGAUACAUCUCGUUUUAUGAUUACUUCUUGGCUUCUUGUGAAAUCGCCUUCUGCCUCUUUAUCAUUACAUUCAUAGUCCAAGAAAUGAUAGAAAUAAAAAAACUGAAGAUGGAAUAUUUCAAAACUGUCUGGAACUGGCUGGAUUUGCUGCUGGUAGUGGUAUCCAUCCUUGCCAUUGGCUUCAAUAUCUACCGCACCAUGGCAGUGUCCCUGCUAAUGGAAAAGCUGCUCUCUGAUGAGAAUGUUUAUCCAGACUUCUAUUUCCUUGCUUUCUGGCAAAUCCUUUAUGACAACAUGAUUGCCGUCAGUGUCUUCUUUGCUUUUAUGAAGAUAUUUAAAUAUGUAAGCUUUAACAAGACUAUGACACAGCUAUCCUCCACUUUAUCUCGCUGUGCCGGUAACAUCUGUGGAUUUGCCGUCAUGUUCUUCAUCAUUUUCUUCGCCUACGCACAGUUAGGCUAUCUGGUCUUCGGGCCGCAAGUUGAAGACUUUUCUACUUUUCUAAACUGCAUCUUUUCGCAGUUUCGUAUUGUGCUGGGAGAUUUUAAUUUCCAAACCAUAGAAGUAAACAGCAUCCUUGGACCUAUUUACUUCAUCUCAUUUGUAUUCUUUGUGUUCUUCAUAUUGCUGAACAUGUUUUUGGCUAUUAUAAACGACACCUAUUCAGAAGUCAGAGCAGAUUUUGCAGGGAUACCCAGUCAAGAAAUCCACAUCAAAGACCUCAUCAGACAAAGUUGCAAUAAGACCCUUGUCAAGCUCAAACUGAAGAAACCAGAGAUGGGUUCAGGAGAUGAGAACCUGAAAAGCAAGGAAUUUUCAUCCACUAAAAGAAAGGAUAUUUCCAAGCCUUCCAAAAGAGGCAGCAGUAACGAAAAGUCGAAGUUACGGAAAGGGAGAAAGCAUCAUCACAGGAUUCCACCUACUGACAACGCUGACUCAGGCGCCGCUUCUCAGAGCUAUGUCUCCCCUGCAGAAUUUCAGCAGCUCCUCGAAUAUACAGCUGAGUUGGAGGAGGAAUUAAACAACGCUAAUGCAAAACUCAACAGAAUUAUGAAAAGCAUCCAACAGCUGAAGGAAUCUUCAGGCAAGACAGAAGAGUAAAAUGGCUUAGCUCAUCUGGUAACAGAGAUGGCUUUAUUCUUCACACAGUUGAAAUUCAAAGUCAAGAAAGAGCAAUUCUUCCCCUGACACCUUUUUAUAUAUUUCUGGAUAAAAGAUGCAGAAAUGUUAAUAAAGGUAUAUCAUUGUUACUUCACAGUCUUAUCUGUGAGUUUCAGGUAAGUUCUUCAACCCUGAGAAGAACUCACCACCCUUACCAGCGUUCUGCAUAGGAAUCCCUACAAAUUCCUUAAUGCCAUUUAUUCUGCUGCCUCGUGUUGUGAGACACAGACAUAAGCUAGCUGCUCUUGUAACUAAGAGAGCUGAUAGUGAGCAAUGACAUCUUCCUGGGCCCACUUCGUAUAAUUCAAUCUCUAGCUACGUGGCCCAAUAUAAUCCUCAAUUGCCAAGUACAGUCCAGCACUGCUCCUCAGCCCAGACUUCCCUGGACCACUUACAUAUACUAGUGCACCUGCUGGCAAUGUUAAUGCUUAUUUCUCAAAAAAAAUCUUGUUUCAGGCACCCACUGUUUCCAGAACAGGUUUGUUUUUCCCCUGGAGGCAAAAUUCUUCUUUCAGGAAAAAACAAGCACAUGAACAACAACAAAACCCUUAUCUCGUCCAGGGCUUAAUAGCUGGAACCACUAGAGGGCGAUUUCCUUUCAACCUGAACUCUCAGAACAUUUAUUCCUAAAUCCAUUACUACACAUAGCCUCAGAGACAAGGUGUUAUGUUCAAGCCAGAAACUGUCUACUCAUAUGUAGCCAUUAGUAUUUGUUCUUUGUUGGGACUUCACCACAGGAAGAAACAAAACAGAAGGAAUAAAAUGUGUCCAAACAGCAUCUGAGCAUGCUGUUAACACCUGGGGUCAUCACUAGGCUUCAACACCCCACCUGCACUACACAGCCUCUGCAUGCAGUUCUUCAGCUGUACGUCUCAGCUAGUGCAUAACAUGCAAAGCCCAGCCUCUAAAGUAUCCUGAAACUUGUAUGAACCCUACAAAGAUUCGUAGUAUUAUAAAGAUGAACUUACGUCUUGCAGAGCAAGCUACUAAUCACACUGUGGAGGAUCUGCAUCAUGGGCAAGGGGACAGAGAGCCAUUUAAAAGGGACCAGAAGGAGACUACUUGAGCCCAGCAGCACAAGGCAGCAGCCUUGCACUGCCUUCCUUGUUCCCUCAACUUCCUAGUUGUUUUUCCCAUUUUACCUGCAAUGCUACACAUCCGCGAGCAGAAUCUUCAGUUCUUCUAUCACCUGCCAGGCCUUACACUGAAGAAAGGUAUGGUUACACAAAAUACAAGUCAGUUUGAAAGACCUCAAUCACCUUUAAUAUGAUUUUACACCAACAUACUAUUAAUAACCCAUUUGUCCAGAGGAAAAGCAUCCUCUUGGGUUUACAGAAAUAUAUGCACAAUUACAGGGUUUGCUGGCCACUGAUACUGAUUUUAAUGCUAAGAGAUAAUUACAGAUACAAAGGCACAAUCAAAUACUGCUCGUCAGCUGCAGGUGUAUUCAAAAGCAGUGAAUUUAUUAGCACAGUAAUGGCUGAAUCAGCUCUCUGCCCUGUCUCCUCCCACAGUUGCUACCAUUGGAGUAGACAUGAGUGAGACUCACACUUUGCUCCUGCAUCAUCACACACCAGGCUGGAACCCUAGCAGGAGCUGAAGCCCCCAUCAUACAAUCCAUCGAGCUGUCAGUUCAGGACCCGAUCUGGUCACUCUCCUGCUGUCUCUGCUGAGAGGCACAGGCUUAAGAAGCAAAAUAAAACUUAAGCUACUGCAGCUUCAUCGAGGGCUGUCUAGGCACCAGAGCUGCCACCAGUUCUGGUGGCUCUACUGGCAGGCUGUGGAACUCAGGCCUGCCUGAGCAACACCCUGAAACUAAAAAAAAAAAAAGGAAUACUAACAAACUCAGCACUUGUUUUUAAGGUGGGGGGGGAAGCACAAGAAGAAACAAAGAUAUAUGACAAUAAAGGUUAAGGUACUUUUAUUAUAAAAGUCUAUACAAUGAGCACCAGACAUAGCAAUGCAAUUACAUCUGGUUUAGUUAUAUAUAUAUUCCAUAUCUAUAUAUCCAUAUAGAUAUAUAGGUUUUGCUUUUACCAAAGUAAAACUGUUAUAUCACAAAAUGCCUAGUUCUACCAUUUAUUUAUUGCUCAACAAGGAUGGCACAAAACACACUCAUAGCAUAACUGUUGCCAUGCUUAUCUACUAUACUGAAUAAACAGCCAAACACUGCAUAACAAACACAAAGCAGCUGUUAAUUCUGAAUUGGAACCAGUCUGAUCACUCACUCACUUAUAAAAAUAUUGGAAUCAUAUAGAUUUAAGCAUUAUAAAGGAGGAAUAUAUUAUUUAAAACAUUUAAAUAGUGCAUAUUGACAUUCUGCAUGUGGUAUAUAAAACACAAACAUUCAUGUACAACACUAUACAGUACACAUUAGUUUCAAUGUUUGGAUACACCCGUGUCUGCAGACUGAUAGAAAAGUAACUGAAGUGUACAUUGCACAAUGAAACUGAAUAAAAUUGAUAAAUGGUCUCGAGACUAGUUUAACCUCAUUAUUCUCUAAGGUCCCAGAUCAUUUUGCUGUUUAAAAAAAAAGGCAUACCACCAGUGCUCAAUAGUUUUAGUGCUUUUUUUUUCUGAAUUCCAAAAUUACAUGCCUACAAGCAGAGUAAAACAAAACGGGAAGUAUUCUACAGUACUCAGACGAAAUCUGAGCACUAAAACCCCUAUUUUCAAUCUAUUUCAUAUGCUUCAUGGCAGAAUAGCAAGUCUAUGAGGUUACAUGCUAGCCACUUUUUUCUUUGUGAGAAAGUUCAUUUUUGGUCUUUCAUAAAGCAGUGUGAGUAAUAGCUAUGUUGACAUCAGCCAGUCAUAAAAACAUGCAGUGAGAGGAGGUGCAUGCAAAACAUGGCCACAAUCAAACUGAUACACUGAAGAAAAAAAUUGAGAAAGCACCAGAUAAAAUUAACACUUGGAUUUUGCCAGAUCAAAAAACAGCUGCUGAUGGCUGCUGCAGAGCAAAAAGCUAGCUAAAUCAUCAUUCAGCACAGCAGAUGUGAUGCUCAAAACAUUAUUUAGUUUCAUCUCUGAAGCUAAAUCAUGCAAGGCCCAUAAACUGUUUUGCUUACAUCAUAAGAGUUAGAUAACUUAUUUUUAUUCUCCAACUGUAAAACAAAACUGUGAUAAACACCA